AUGAUCACAACUCCAAAUGCCAAGUCGCUGAAGGAGCAGCCAGCAGAGACGGAGGGUGAGGCUGACAUGGACGAGGAGGGCAAGAAAAAGAAGAAGAAAAAGAAGAAGGAGAAGGAGCAGAAGACAAAAGACGAUGACGACGACGGCGAGGGGCAGAAGGAGGUCAUCGUGACAUCUGUCUCGCGAGCGAUCUACAUUCCUGGUGAGGGUGUGAGCCCGAGCCAAAUUGCCAGGGAUGACUCGGAGCGGCGGAUCAUCUUCACCGGCACCGGGAAGUAUACCGGCGGUCUCUGGGAGUGCUCCCUCUUCGGUAUCCAGGUGCCGCUGUCCGAGCGGAUAUCCACUCAGCUGUCCUGCAUGCUGCGGUCAAAGCUGCCCAAGAACAUUAAUGUGACUCACCUGUCUCUUUCUCCAGCCGGCAACUGGAUCAUCGUGGGUUUUGCUGAUGGGCGUGUCUGGCUGGUGCCACGCAUGUCUGGCUGCUUCCUCUGCGCCAACGUCUCUGACGGCAUCAGCGGCGCAGUGAACUCCGUUCAGAUGAAUGACGACGAGUCCAUGAUGGUCGUGGCGGCAGGGGAUGGCUCGUUGGUGACGCUGCUGGUCAGCGAGGAGCUUAUCAACGUGGCGCACCUCAAAGCAGAAGGAGCUGAGGUGAACAUGGAGGAAGCAGGCGACCAACUCCAGCAGUCCAUUCCAGAGCUGCCCGAGACCUCCAUGGAAGGCUGGAGCCUACCACCGAAGGAAGCUCCAGGUGUGGUGGCCAUCAACCCGGACAUCACGGAUCCGGAGCAGUACUCCAUCCAGGACGCCAAGCUCAAGGCCGAGGAGGAUAGCGCCAAGGCCGCCGUUGAGCUGAAGAAGCUUCGCGUACGCGAGCGCAUCAGCGAGAUCCGAGAGGAGCUCGUUGAUCUUCAGGUCAAGAACAGCCAGCUGGUGGAAGCCCAGCUGGUGGGCGCCGACAUGGUGGUCGAUCAAGAGUACAUCAACCACUUGAGAGAGGACAUGGAGAAUCAGAUUGAACAGGUGCGCUUUGAGCUCGCCUGGUCGGUGGAGUUCCACGAGCGUGGGCUGCAGAAGCUCAAGGACUACUAUCUGAAGAGGGUGGACUUUGAGCGAGUGGAGGUCCUGGGCUUUCAGUCGCCCCACCGUGUGUCCACCUUUCGCUGUGCGACGAUGUCCGACGAGUUGCAGACCAACCUCGCGAGGCUCCACGAGCUCAUCUUCGCUGCAGAGGGCGAGGUGGACCUCGAGGAGGAAGACGAUGAGAAUGAGGGCAUGGGCUAUGAAGGUGCCAAGACCGAGUUCGGCUUCGAUGUCACAGACAUGUCAGGUUCGCAGAACGCCGAGCGCACGCUGUCAGGCGCCGAGCAGCGGGAGCUCCGACGCCAGCAAAGGUUGCAGCGCAAGGCGCAGAUCCAGGAGCUGGAGCGUGCCAAGCCAAACGAGCAGUACGAGGCCCCUGAGGACGUUGAAGCCAUCGCAAACGCAGAGGCGACUCUGGGCAACUACAUGCUGAAGACCAGCGAGGACUAUCAGGCUGGCGAGUUGUUUCUGGUAGAAUUUCAGACCUACGGUGUGCCGGAGAACCAGCGCAUGAAUGCCGAGAAAAAGCGGCGCCAGAUGUUCUUGCUCGAGGAGUCCAUCCAUGCAAUCAAGACUGAGUUCAAUCAGAGGGUACUGGCCUUGCGCGAUUUCCGCCAACAGGUCCGCGCCGAGGUGGAGAGGGACCUCAUGGCAUUGGCGGAGAUCGACGAGCAGCUAGGCACGAAAACGGACUGGGUCGCCGGCAUCGUGGACAACCCACCAGGUGCGCCGCCGGAGUACCCGGAGAAGCGCUUCGAGUUCAGCGACACUGACAUCCAGGCCUUUGCCAGCCAUUUGAGGGGCGAGAAGCCCGAGGAGGCUGCUGCUCCGGCUGCGGAGGAGGCCGAGGACUUCCAAGAAGAGGAGGAGGCAGAGGAGGAGGUCUACGCAGAGAUCGAGGAGGAGGAAGGUGAAGAUGAGGAGGGCGGGGCCACGGAGGCGGACACCGAAGGCGGAGCCCCAAGGCGCGCAUCGCUUCUCGAGGACAAGUCUGGGAAGCGGGACGCCCUGUCCGAGGCCGUUGCCACCGAGUCUCAAGCGAGGCUUCGACACGACAAGGGCCAGCUCGAAGAGCACGUGCGGCAGGUCAUUGACACCUUCAACAUGGCCGUCGCCUCCAUUGAAAAGGAGAAGGCCAAGCUGGAAAGCGAUCUCAAGAACGCGGACAUGAAGCUCUUGGUGCUCUAUGAGGUCUUCCGCCGAGUCAUCUGUUGCUUGGCGUGUCUUGCUUGCCGGGAUGAUAGGCAGUUUACGCAUAAGCUAGUGCCUAUCUGCAGAGCCAUCAUGAUGCGCCGCUGCCUGGUUCGAAGAUUGGAUGGGUCCAUUUUGCGGGAAUUCGACGCACCAGUUGACACACCGUGGGCUUCAUGUCUCUCGGCCUUCUUUGCGUCUGAAGAACUGCGAAUCUUGCAUCAUGGUGAGGUGGUCUUUCCCAGCGGUGCAUCGGUUCCCCGCGGGCCAGGGACAUUGGAUUUGACCAUCGUGCGGUUAGUGGACUCUCGAUGCGUGCGGCUUGUCGUGGCGUGCCAUAUUGGAGAUGCUUCCAGGAUGCAGUGGUUCCGGCUCCGCAAGCAAGAUGUUCUGCUGCACGAAAUCUCCGACUUGGGCCUCGACCCGGAAACGUGCAAAAUCGGUCAGAUGCUAUCUGCCUUCACAAGACAGAGCCACAGGGGGAGGCUUGAGUCUGCCAUGGUCGGAUGGCUGCUCACGGCCACGGCUCCGGGACCCGUGCGGCGACGGAAGCUACGGGAUUUCCUGACCCCUGAUGGUAGCUUCGCGCUGCCCUUGGUGAUCACACGCAGCGAAGUCUGCCUCAGGCAGCGGGAUUUUGAGCACCACGGUUAUGUCAGCGUCACGGUCAAUGAAGAUGCAGGUGACUAUCGCAUCGACGACCCGUCCUCUGUGGCUGCUUUUAAUGAGCUGCUAGCCUUGACCUGGGAAGGCGAAUCCAAGCAACAAACUUUCCAGGAGCUGUUGACUCUGAACGACUUGGAAGAAAAAGACGAGGCGCUGUUGAAGAAAGCAACGAAGUGUCGGCAAGACAAGACCAGCAUCAUGCUCCAGAUCAAAGAAUGUCAAGACCAGCUGAGCGAAAAGAAGGCCGAAAUCGAAGAAUGGCACACGCAGGAGCAGAACCUUCAGGCAGAAUUCACAGACCUGGUGGGCGAGAAUUCGCCCUUCCUGAGUGCGUUGCUGAAAGUCUACAAGAAGAAGGUGAAAAGAUCCAAGCGGAAGAAGGGCAUGGGUGAAGAAGAAGAUAUGGAUGAGGAUGAGGAGGACGAGGAUGAUGAGGGAAGCGACAUAGAAAGCGACGAGGAUGAGGACAUGGAGGAUGAUGAUGUCGGCCCGCCACAGGGAUGCGACCACCAGAUUUACGAGAGUGUCAUCGACCUGCGCGACAAGCGCCUCGAGAUGGAAGACGCCCUCCAGGAGAUUCAAAAGGCCGUGGAGGGGCUCAAGAACACUCACAAGCGACUCGGUGACGACGAGCAGCGGAUCGACAAGGAGCAGAGGCGGACAGAUGCGGAGAUUCAGCAAUUCCAGACGGACAAGCAGCGCAAGCUGAACCAGGUGCCCAUCGUGUUCGCCUUGCGACUGUCGCAGGUUCAGUGCCUAUCAUCUGCAGACCAGCAGGAGCGUCUCCCCGCCGAGCUAGGUCAGCAGGUGAUCUUCACAAAUGAGGGCCUGGACCGCCUGAUGACUCGCAUCACGGAGCUCCACCAGGAGAUCAAGGAGGUCAAAGCAAGGCACAAGCAGCUUCAGCGUGACUUCCGCGUUCGCAAGAAAGACAAGAGCGUGGCGUUGCAGCACAUCCAGGAUCUCCAUGCAAAGUUCCAGGACAUCCAGAUGCUCAAGUUCGGGCAGAUUGUCGAUUUGGAUCUCAUCGAGCGCAGCGCUCCGGGUAAGUUACUUCAGGAGCUCCAGCAGAGUGUGCUGCAGGCCGAGGCGGAGCACCGGCGCCGCAUUGCCGACUGGGAGAAGAGGAUAGAGAAGCAGAAGAAGGAGCUGACGAAGAUCACGUGCGACAAUACGUCGCUCAUGGAACAGAUUGUCAGCAUGGGCUACUCGCAGAUGCAGCUGGACGCAGCGCUAAAUGCGAGAAUAGCAAAUGUCACGGUGAACGACAAUGAGCCGUUGAAUGAACUUCGACGUAUGGAGCGCGAAAGAUGCAAAGAUCUUCUUGCGCUGCAGACGAAAGAGAUAGCGACUUUGCAGGCAGAGAUCAACCUCUUCCGAAAAAAGGGCGGGCACAUUUACACUACCGCCGGAGCCCUGGAACCCACGCAUCUGACCUUCAUGGCCAGUGCGAGAACGAGAAUGUUUCACCUUGAAUCUUUGCUGCUUGUCCCGAAGAGCGUCAAGCGCUACAGGGGACGAGCUGCGGUAGUUGUGACGUGGGGCACGUGUGAGUCCGUAAAGCUGAGCGCGGCUCUUAUCCAGUGCAGAUCGGACGUGCAAGGUGCAGGAAACAAGUCAAACGAGCGUGUGUUUCGAGACCUGAAGAUCGAUGAUGGCUUCUUCUCGCAGAUGCUGCUUCCGAUGGCGGAGGCGGAAGGUGACUUCGAUGUCUACCUGAUGGAGAAGGGCGUGAUGCCUCUUCUGCUCCAGGGGCUCGAUGCCCUCAGCAAGCAUGUGGACAAGGUCGCCCAAGGCACCACCAUGGGCAGCAGCAAGCAGAAGUUCAAUCCAUUGGUCUGGCUGGCGCAAUACCUUCUUCGGAAUCAUCCUGGCCGCAUCCACGACCAUCGCACCGGGACGUACGAGAAGAUCCGAGAGCUCGCCGAGGUGGAGCGCGGCCGGCGGAAUCUCCUCCGAAAACAGGAGGAGUUCGAAACGGCCUGGACGGUUCUCGCAGAGGACCACGAGCACAUGCCCAUGGCGCAGACCCCGCGAGUGAUCGAGAAACUCGACGCUGCCUGGAAGCUUGAGGGUGAGUUCGUCAGGCGCACGCAGCUGCCGGACUUCAAGGUUGAAGACCCAGAGAAGGUGACGUUCUCGGAGUUUUGGGAAAGCUUCGAGGCUCUUGUCAAGAAGAACGACUUUCUUCGCAUGUCGGUGUUCGAAGAUGCAGAGCGACGUCAGACUCGUGCCGCUAACGAGGCACAGCUCGCGAAGUACGAGCAGCAGCAGCGUGAAGCGGCUGUGGAGGAGGAAUUGCGGCAGCGGCGGCUUCUACAGGAUCGUUUCGAGACGAUAUGUGCCGAUGUUUACAUCAACAGCGAGCUUCUCCAGAUCAUGAGCAAGGGCGCAGCCCUGGCAGCUCCAAUGGAUCUCAAGGGCGAGCACAUUGUUCUGGUCCUGCAGCUUUUGCGCGCCUGGGGUUAUCCAGUGCUCAAUGACGACGGCGAUCUUGUCGACCAGGAUCAUUGGGAUGCCCGGGCGCGCGAGGCAUGCCAACGGUGGCGCCUGAACCACGGGCCCCCGUCAAAACAUCCAGAGAUUCUGGACUCCGAGGGGCUGAAGGCGGUUCACGGGGUUCUUUGUGUUUCCAUGAGGUAG
Messenger RNA from Symbiodinium sp. CCMP2456, 5583 nucleotides. The record is from the annotation of a GenBank genome assembly. Lineage: Eukaryota; Dinophyceae; Suessiales; Symbiodiniaceae.